This is a messenger RNA of Fusarium fujikuroi IMI 58289, 906 nucleotides long. Its product is annotated as probable alpha-L-arabinofuranosidase precursor. Gene Ontology annotation, molecular function: alpha-L-arabinofuranosidase activity. Lineage: Eukaryota; Fungi; Ascomycota; Sordariomycetes; Hypocreales; Nectriaceae. Gene Ontology annotation, biological process: L-arabinose metabolic process. The transcript has 2 exons. The record is from RefSeq and is a predicted model, not a curated record. Bases 1 to 906 code for a protein of 301 amino acids.
AUGAAGUACGAUCUCAGCCUGCUCUCCAGCGGUCUGCUGCUCCUCGCCUCUGUCGGCGAUGUCGCAGCCCAGUGCCAGCUCCCCACCUCCUACAAGUGGACUUCCAGUGGUGUCCUCGCCGAGCCCAAGAACGGCUGGAAGUCUCUCAAGGACUUCACUGUCGCUCCCUACAACGGCGGACAGCUCGUCUACGCCACCAUCUUCGGCAGUAGCUGGGGAUCCAUGGCCUUCAGCCCCGUCUCCAACCUCAACCAGCUCAGUUCCGCCAGCCAGACGGGCAUGAGCUCUACCGCUGUCGCCCCUACUCUGUUCUACUUCCAGCCCAAGAACAUCUGGAUUCUCGCCCACCAGUGGGGACCCACCAAGUUCUCGUACAGAACCUCCAGCAACCCUACCAACCCCAACGGCUGGUCUGCUGCUCAGCCUCUCUUCACCGGCGAGAUCGCCAACUCGGACACUGGCCCCAUCGACCAGACCGUCAUUGGUGACAGCAAGAACAUGUACCUGUUCUUUGCCGGUGACAACGGCUGCAUCUACCGCGCCAGUAUGCCCAUUGGCAACUUCCCCGGUAGCUUCGGCUCCGCGUCGCAGAUCGUCAUGCAGGAUACCAAGGCGAACCUCUUCGAGGCCGUGCAGGUCUACUCCCUCAAGGGUCUGAAUAACCUCGACGGCACCUGGACCCCCAACGCUGCCACCGAGUCCAACCCCUUCGCAGGCAAGGCCAACAGUGGCGCCACCUGGACCAACGAUAUCAGCCACGGAGAGUUGAUCCGAACCAGCAACGACCAAACCUUCCCCGUCGACCCUUGCAACCUCCAGCUCCUCUACCAGGGCCGCAACCCCAACGUUGGUGGCGACUACAACUCUCUUCCUUACCGCCCUGGUCUGCUCACCCUCAAGAAGUAA